Messenger RNA from Diaporthe citri, 804 nucleotides. RefSeq lists its product as uncharacterized. The coding region runs from base 1 to 804 and encodes 267 amino acids. The transcript is spliced from 3 exons. The record is from RefSeq and is a predicted model, not a curated record. Lineage: Eukaryota; Fungi; Ascomycota; Sordariomycetes; Diaporthales; Diaporthaceae.
AUGGCCUUAGAGCCAGAUCGUCAACCUGCCUACAAGUACCUCCCUAUGUCCCAGGGGCAAGCCUUGAUUCGCAUCCUCAACUUGUUGCCGGGAUUCGGCAGCAUGCAGAUUCGGUGUGUCACUGAAGUCCACCCAGUCGACAGAGCACCGCCAUACACCGCGCUCUCCUACACUUGGGGUCUGGAGGAACCGCGACAAGAGAUCGAACUCGACGGCCAGUUGUUCAUGGUCCGGCCCAAUCUUCACAACUUUCUCCGAAGAAUCCGACACGACAAAUCAACCUGUGUCAUAUGGAUAGAUGCAAUAUGCAUCGACCAGGAGAACCCCGUUGAAAAGGGUCACCAGGUGGCCAUGAUGGGAGAUAUCUACAGAUCAGCCCGCGAUGUCCAGGUCUGGCUGGGCGAGGCUGCGGAUAACAGCGACCAAGCCAUGGACUUGUUGCUUGAAAUUGAGGGAAGUGGUCGGACCAUGGACGAGCAGCGCAACAAUAUUGUCAGAGAAGUGUACAGGCAGCGAGUCGGGAAGCCUCUUCUCAAGCUUUAUACUAGGCCCUACUGGCAACGCGUCUGGAUCCUCCAGGAAGUCUUCCUAGCCAAGGACAUCAGGAUAAUCUGCGGCUCUCGAGAUUUCGACCCGAGCAGGAUGUAUCCCGGCGACCAAUUCAUGUCGCCAUGGCGUAUCGUGUUGUCGCAAAGCGACAUCGAGCCUACAGAUGUCGUUUUCAGGCUCGAGCAGUUCGAUGCCAUCGGGCGCCCCUCGCCCCACAACCCCGAGGAAUUUCACUGCAUCGGAAUCGGUGCUUAG